AAUAACGAGAUUAGUUAGGGUUAUGUUAAAGAAUUGCAUCAUACACGUGGAAAAGUCUAGAAAGAAAAGCGCCACGAAACCAGUAUAAUUAAACUUUAACCUUUUAAUAAAAGAACCUUUAAAUUAUAAUUAUCGUCCAAUCUAGAUAAGAUGAUAGAUUAUGACAUAUUAUAAUUAACUGCUUUUCGAGGAACUCAAAAGUCAGCUGAUUUCUUUUUUUUAUAAAUCUGUUUUAAGCAUUUAUUAGAUCGUUAUUCAGCAUCCGGGUCCCUAUUAUCGCCUCCUAGUCCCCACGUGUUCCCCUCUCUACAACCGUUUGCUUCUAUAGGAGUGUAUCGCCCGCCAAGAUUAAAAUGUUGCACCUUCCAUCGGUUUUUCGUACCAGCGCUCUACGUCGCUUGACUCCAGCCCUGAGAAGAUAUUAUGCUAAAGAUAUAAAAUUUGGUCCUGAUGUUCGUGCUAUAAUGCUGCAAGGGGUUGAUGUCUUAGCUGAUGCUGUUGCUGUAACUAUGGGGCCUAAGGGAAGAAAUGUUGUCAUUGAACAAUCUUGGGGAUCUCCAAAAAUCACAAAGGAUGGAGUAACUGUAGCAAAAGCUAUUGAAUUAAAAGAAAAAUUUCAAAAUAUUGGAGCUAAACUUGUACAGGAUGUAGCUAAUAAUACAAAUGAAGAAGCAGGUGAUGGAACCACAGCAGCCACUGUGUUGGCCAGAGCCAUAGCACGAGAAGGAUUUGAAAAAAUUAGCAAAGGUGCUAAUCCAAUUGAAAUUCGUAAAG
This is a messenger RNA of Centruroides sculpturatus (bark scorpion), 774 nucleotides long. Its product is annotated as 60 kDa heat shock protein, mitochondrial-like. The transcript has 3 exons. Gene Ontology annotation, molecular function: ATP-dependent protein folding chaperone; ATP binding; protein-folding chaperone binding. The record is from RefSeq and is a predicted model, not a curated record. Gene Ontology annotation, cellular component: mitochondrial matrix; mitochondrial inner membrane. Gene Ontology annotation, biological process: protein refolding; mitochondrial unfolded protein response; protein import into mitochondrial intermembrane space. Lineage: Eukaryota; Metazoa; Arthropoda; Arachnida; Scorpiones; Buthidae. The annotation marks the transcript as partial.